GCGGAUGACAUCAGCUGUGGAAUGAGUGUGCGGAAAAAAACCCCGGCGCCCUCUUCUCUCCCCGGUUACUGAAUAUGACACAAUGUCUCCUGGUAUAAAAAGCUAGGGCCACUCCUAUCUAGGCUCCACUUGCAUGUCUGGAGACCACUCCGGUGCUCUGCGGCGAAUAAAGGGAGGAGGCUGCUGUUGGGAUCCUGCGCGUCUGUGAGGGGGAUACCAGAGAGAGAUAGAGAGACAGAGAGGAGAGGAUGGCCACCCUGGUAGAAUCUGCAGAUAUGGAGACUUUAGGCGGCCAAAGCAACACCGGGACAUCUCCGACAUCCUCCAGCCCGUCGCAGCACUUCAACGACAGCAAAUUUUACCUGCUGGUGGCUAUCGGGGAGAUCCUAACGGAGGAUCACCUAAAGUGUGCCAUUGCAGACAUAGAGAAAGGGAUCCGCUCAUGGGACACCAACCUUAUUGACUGCAACCUGGACCAGGAACUCAAGCUGUUUGUCUCUAGACACUCAGCUCGUUUCUCUGCAGAUGUCAGAGGUCAGAGAAUUCUUCACCAUAAAAGCAAUAUCCUGGAGACAGUAGUGCUUAUCAACCCUUCAGAUGAAGCAGUCAGUACUGAGGUUCGUUUGAUGAUCUCAGACACUGCCAGACACAAGCUUCUGGUACUCUGUGGGCAGUGCUCUGAAAACACAGGGGAGCUGAUUCUUCAGUCCGGAUCUUUCUCUUUCUUCAACUUCAUUGACAUAUUCACUGACCAAGAGAUUGGUGAAUUGCUCAGCACCAUUAACCCAGCAAACAAAGCCAACCUUACACUCUCCUGCCCUGAACAAGGCGACUGGAAAAAUUCCAACUUGGACAAACACAACUUGCAGGACUUCAUUAACAUGAAACUAAACUCCACUCUCAUACUCCCUGAAAUGGAAGGCCUCUCAGAGUUCACAGAGUAUUUAUCUGAAUCAGUAGAGAUCCCAUCUCCUUUUGACAUGUUAGAACCACCAACCUCAGGUGGUUUCCUCAAACUCUCUAAACCAUGCUGUUACAUUUUCCCUGCUGGUCGAGGUGACUCAGCCCUUUUUGCUGUCAAUGGCUUCAACAUGCUCAUUAACGGUGGCUCGGACAGGAAGUCUUGCUUCUGGAAGCUGGUGAGACACUUGGACAGGGUGGACUCCAUCCUUCUGACCCACAUUGGUGACGACAACCUGCCAGGCAUCAAUAGCAUGUUACAGAGGAAGGUUGCAGAGCUUGAGGAGGAACAGUCACAGGGUUCAACAGCUAACAGUGACUGGAUGAAGAACAUGAUAUCUCCAGAUAUCGGUGUUGUGUUUGUGAAUCUUCCUGAAAACCUGGAUAACCCUGAACCUAAUUACAGAGUGCGGAGGAAUGUUGAAGAGGCAGCAUUUACUCAGCAGUUCCUCACCAAGCUAAAUUUGAGGAUAGAGCCUUUGCAAAAGCCUGUUGGAAACACUAUAGAACCAAUCAUACUUUUUCAGAAAAUGGGCGUUGGGAAGCUUGAGAUGUAUGUGCUUAAUCCAUCAAAGAACAGCAAGGAGAUGCAACAUUUUAUGAAGCAGUGGACAGGUAGUGAAAAAGACACUGCUUCCAUCCUGCUGCCAAAUGGAAAAGAAUCUGAGUUCCCUGUCUCUUACUUGACUUCGAUCUCGUCUCUGAUUGUGUGGCAUCCUGCAAAUCCCUCAGAUAAAGUUGUGCGCGUUCUCUUUCCUGGAAAUGCCACCCAGCAUCACAUCUUUGAAGGUUUAGAAAAGCUAAAACACUUGGACUUUCUGAAGCAGCCAGUUAUCACUCAAAAGGCAAUGUCUUCUGCUAUGCCGUCAACACCAACACUAAAGCAAGCUAAGAUGAAACACAGAACAGACAGCAAAGAGAGCCUGAAGUCUACCCCAAAGCCAUCACCAAUCAAAAGCAUCAGGAAGGAUUCAAAGGAGGAAGCACCAGAAAAGGCAAAGAUGGAUGCAGAAUCAUCUCAUGAAAUAACCCAGAAGACAGAGAAAAAAGAAAAAGCUCCGCUGAAAAAGGAAAAGGCAAAGGCAUCUGAGAAAGAAUCAAAUGCAAAGGCGGAGCAAACAGCCCAAAAUGAAACUCCGGAGAAAAAGAAAUCUGAAAUAAAGCCCAAAACUGAAAAGGAAAAGGUUUUUAAGAAGGAGACCAAAGUGUCUGUGGAAAAGAAAAAGGAGGUUAAGAAAGAAGUGGCAAAAAAAGAUGAAACUCCCAAACAAGAUGUUAGAAAGGAUGAAAAAGUCAAGAAAGAGGAGGCUAAGAAAGCGAUUAAAAAAGAUAUCAGAAGAGACUCACCCAUGAAGGAGAAGAAGGAAGAAAAGAAAGAGCUAAGGAAAGAUGUCAAAAGGCCAUCUAAAGACAUAAAAAAGACAUCCACUGUGGGUGAAGAAAAGAAUCUAGCACCAAAACCAAAGCUACUGAAAAAAGACAAUGUCUCAAAGAAAGACGUAGGGAUCCCGUCAAAGUUAAAAGAGAAGGGAAAGUCAAAAGUGACAAAGAAGGAGACUAAGGUGGAUAGUGGCAAACUUGCUGCUAGUGUAACUGCUGUUGCGGAGGAUCCAGAAGUAGAAAGAUCUCUGAUGUCCUCACCAGAGGACCUCACUAAGGACUUUGAGGAGCUUAGAGCUGACGAGCUGGUGGAGGAUGAUGCGACUGUGCAACAAAAUAAGGAAGAAGAGGCUGUGAUGAUCCACCAUGAAGAAAUAAUACAAACCAAAGAGUCACCUGAGGCAUUAGAGUCUGUGGAUGAGGGUAUUACUACAACAGAGGCUGAAGGAGACAAUGGAGAGACUCCAGACGAACAAGUUCUUAAGGGAAAACUCAAUGGCAGUGUUAGUGAAAAGUUUGAAGAUGAAGGCACUGUGAUGGAGGAGACGUACGAGGGAGGGGAUUAUGAAGAGAAGGGAGAGACAGAAGAAGUUUAUGAACCACAGAAGGUGGAACACGAUAAAGAUAAGCUCACUCCCAGUGAAGAUGAAAACCAAGACAGAAAUGAUGAAGUCAAACCAGGACAUAGAGUUGAAGACAAUGAUGAUGAGACUAAUAAAAAUGUAGAUGGUCAGCAUAUAAGUGAGAGAGAAACAGAGAAACAUGAUCUUUUUGUAUCAACCUCACCCAAAGUGUCCUCACCUGUUUCUCCUGCUGCAUCUAUCCAUGAUGAAAUGCUUCCAGUUGGCUUUGAGAGCUCAACAGCCUCGGAUGACGAGAACAGAGAUGAACCACCUGAGGAUUACACAGUCACCUCUGGCCACACUCAGUCCACCAUUGAGAUCUCCAGUGUGCCUACUCCAAUGGAUGAGAUGCUGACUCCUAGGGACAUUAUGAGUGAUGAAACCAUGAAUGAUGAGACUGAAUCACCCUCACAGGAUGUUGGCAGGUUUGGGACAUCCGCAUCUGGAGAUUUUGAUAGGAAGAAGCUGUCUCCAAAUCAUGAUAUGCUAGAGUUAGAUCACUCUCAGAGUGAUGCCACAGAAGGCCAGGACUACAACCACUCUGCUUCCACAAUAUCUCCCCCUUCAUCACUAGAAGAGGAUAAAUUCUGUAAGGAGUUUCCCUCUCCAGCAAAGGCUGAGGGGUUUGCCGCAACCCAAGAAUCAAGUGAGAAGUAUGACACAGACUCAGCUAGACUGAGUUCAACUUCCACAACAUCACCUCUGGUACGUUCACCCUCAGUGGAUCGCAAGGACAAAUUUGAUUCUCCAUCAAUAUUUGCUGCGCCAAUAGAGCUGUCCACCACACUUGCAGGUUGUGCCAGAGCAACCGCUGAAUCCUCUAUCAGCCCAGAUGACAAGACACUGGAAGGAGCUAACUCGCCUCAGUCGUCUGGUCACACACCUUACUAUCAGUCACCAGUAGAUGAAAAAGCAGGAGCUCUACCACCUGUAUCAGAAGAUAAAGCACUGGGUCCAAUCAUUGUUGAGGUCACAAGUGAUAAAGAGGAUUCCUCCAAUAGAGUUACCCCGGAGCCCUACGAGCCAGAACCAGAAAGUUCCUCCCCUGUAGAGAGGAUAAUGUCACCUCUAAAAAGCCCACAUUCAUCUGAAGCUGAUUCUCCAACUAAGGAGGAAAAGUCACCCUUUGAUAUAGAUCAUAAGAAAAAUGGAGAAAACAGCCAUGCAGUCUUGUGCUCAGCACCAAUAACCAAACUUGAAUCAGACACUAAUCCUUUCACAUCUUUCAAAGAAGAGAGUAAAAUGUCUAUUUCAGAGGGCACCACAUCAGACAAGUCUGGAACCCCUCUGGAAGAAGUGGUAGCAGAAGAUACAUUUUCACAUUUAGCUUCAGCAUCCACCGCCUCUCUGGCCACCAGCUCUUUUCCAGAACCCACCACUGACUCUCCUUCCCUUCAUGCUGAGGUAGGCUCUCCCCACUCAACAGAAGUAGAUGACUCUUUCUCUGUCUCUGUAGUUCAGACCCCAACCACCUUCCACGAGGCUGAGGGAUCUCCAUCCAAGGAAGAUAGCCCAAGGCCCAUGUCUAUCUCCCCAGACAUUUCACCAAAGACAAAAAGCAGAACACAGAUGCAGGACACAAAAUCCCCAGAGCACUCUACCAUGUCAAUAGAGUUUGGCCAGGAGUCCCCUGACCACUCCUUAGCACUGGACUUCAGUAAGCAAUCCCCAGAACACCUAUCUGUGGGAGGCAACUCACGUGCUACAGAGAAUGGCCCAACUGAGGUUGAUUACAGCCCCUCAGAUGGAAUGGAUGGAAGACCAUCGGGAGAGCAUAGCUCUACAGUGGAAAAGCCUUUGCUUUUAGACGAAAGUGAUUCAGUCCUUGCCACCCCAUCAGAUGCAUCUCAGUCCACUCCCUCUGUUACAACCCCAUGCCAAAUGACAGAGAUACCACAUGCUAUGGCUGAGCAGACAGAUAAGUCUCCAGUCACCCCAAAGGCAUCCUCUCUCACCCACUCUCCCCAUUCCAAUGAGCCAUCUCCAGUUCUAGGAUGUCCCCCAGCUAAAGAUAUCACCAGCCCAAUUUCACCAUGUGUGGACAGCAUUUCUAAUAAAUCUGACACACAGCAGAAAUGUGACAAGUCACCCUCACCUCCCAAAGCUACUUCCCCAUCAUCUUCCUACUUUUCAAAAGAAGAGACCUUUUCCCCAGCAAAGGAGACAAAUCCCUUUAAAUGUGAGGAUUCUACACUUCAGGCAAAAUCCCCUUCGAGCCCCAAAGUUCCCUUUCCAUCAUAUCUACCUCUCUCCUCUGAUCCGUGUAAUUACAAUUCUGCCUGUGGCUCCAGGGACCCAGACUCUACUAAGAAGAGCCCCUCUGCUUCAUCUAAGACAGAUGUUGACCUCUGCCUAGUCACUUCGUGUGAGUACCGUCACCCCAAGACAGAACUAUCACCAUCUUUCAUCAACCCUAACCCUCUAGAAUACUUCAUCAGUGAAGAGAAUACCCUGGAUGAGGAGAAGCCACUGUCCAAGUUAGGAGGAGGACCCCCACCCCCAGGAGGGAAGCUUUCUGCCAAGCAAUGUGAGGAGACCCCACCCACAUCCAUCAGUGAAUCUGCCCCCUCCCAGACAGAUUCAGAUGUUCCCCCAGGGACAGAGGAGUGCCCCUCCAUUACAGCAGAUGCUAACAUUGACUCUGAAGAUGACUCUGAGACUUUGCCUACUGACAGGACCCUUACCUACAGGCAUGCUGAUCCUCCUCCGGUGGCACUCAGGGACUCUGCUCCAUCUUCAGGCCACCACGAUGUCUGCAUGGUGGACCCAGAAGCCCUCAAGGCUGAGGAAAAUCUCCACAAUGCUAAUACAGAUGGAGGUGAAAAGCCCAAGAAGAAAAAGCUCGUGAAAAAGUCUUCUUCGCCAGCCAGGAAGACAGUUCUAUCAAAAGUGAAGGAUUCAAAGACUUCCUCUCCAAAGAAGACUGUCGGAGAAGGUAAAGAUGCCAAAAAUGCAACCAAUACAUCUGCAUCCAGAGGUGUAAAAAGUGCCACAUCAGGUACUGGCAGUGGAAAGGUGUCAGGUGGGGUAUCUCUGCCCAACUGCCCUCCCAUGUACAUGGAUUUGGUUUACAUCCCCAAUCACUGCAGUGCCAAGAAUGUGGAUGCUGAGUUCUUUAAGCGGGUGCGCUCAUCUUACUAUGUGGUCAGUGGCAAUGAUCAGACAGCUCAAGAGCCCAGUAGGGAUGUCCUUGAUGCUCUGCUGGAGGGAAAGGCUCAUUGGGGAAACAAUUUGCAGGUAACACUGAUUCCAACCCAUGACACUGAUGUGAUGAGGGAGUGGUACCAGGAGACCCACGACAAGCAGCAGGAGCUCAACAUCAUGGUCCUGGCCAGCAGCAGCACUGUCGUCAUGCAGGAUGAGUCCUUCCCAGCUUGCAAGAUAGAGAUGUAGGCGUGUUCAACAAGAGAUCAGGAGGCCUAAUGACUGAUGAGAAAGGGAUCACUAUUUGAGGGAGACAAACAAAUCCAUGUAGCAUCAAACCUAAGCAGACACUUAAACACGUAUGUGCAAAAAUUAUACUUACUAAAUACUAAAAAUCUAAAAAAUUAAUAUCUGCAAUGAGGACUAACACUUUAAAAUCAAAUUAGCUUUGAGGGGCUCCAUGCAAAGGACAUUGUGUCCUAUAUAAAGUAAGUAACAUCCUUGAUACCGUCAAGUUGUUAUCUGAUUAGGUAUAAAUGGAGUGUACUGGGUUAAAAUUAGAAACCCAUAAACCAGCCAAGCCAUUUGUGUCCAAUUAUGCUAACUCUAGUGCAGAUCAAGUAAUUAUGUUGUUGAUGAUGUAUUGUUUCUUCUGCAAAUGGUACAUUCAUGAACUAUGGCUGUUAUCUACACCAAAUAAUAAAACAAGUUGUUUUCUGUUAUUGCCUUAGGGAGUCAAAAUGAAUGUAUGAGAACUGGUGCAACUAGCAGAAGAGUAGGCAGGUAACUCUACACACAAGAGGUCAGUCCCAAAAAGGACUGUUGAAUGGCUACAAAGAAUGGUAAAUAUAAAUUAACUUGAAAUAAUUCUCAACACUGAUUAACAUUAAUAUGAUGUUUGACUUCAUAUUCAUCACGGGCAAGACAAAUUGCCCCAACCAUUGUGAAACUGUUGUUUUUAAGUCAGUUGGGUUUUAUUUGAUUUGACUGGAUUUUAAGUUUUCGUUUGGUUCGGUGCAUGUUGCUGCUGAUGUAUGAAUAUUAAUUUAUUACGUUAAAUUUCAAUGUGCUUGAGGGUUAGGAUUAGGGUUGUCGAGAUAGCCUUUUACGAUGUGCAACAUUAAGUUGCUUCAGAAUGUUCUCCCUUGCUUUUGUUACAUCUGUAAAAUCUUAUGAUUUUCCACAAUGGUAACACUUUUUAGAGGAUUGCCUUCUAUUUCAGAUGGUCUGUUUUAUUCAAAGAUUUAAGUUAUUUCAAAAAGAGAAAAAUCUGAUCUUAUUUCUUAUAUCCGUUUUUUAUGUAAUCAUUGAGCUAUGGGGGAGCUAGCCUUUUCCCAUCAUAAAGCUGGUGAGGCAGGAUAUUUUCAUAAACCUUAAAAUGUCUUGUUUUUCUAAAGCAUUGUACUAUAAUUAUAAAUAACUUUGUGGCCGAUGGAGUGGUUGGAGACAUGCAUGAGUUAUGAUACAUUAGGAUUUUUGCUCUUUUUUUAAUGGGGAUUUUGCUCAGAUUUGCAUUAAGAACAACAGGGCUAAAUAGGCUAAUUAAAUAAAUGUAAGGAGCAUUUUAGGAUUUUUGCAAUUUGUGCCAUGACAUUGUAUACUACAGUAACUCCAGCGAUUGCCAAUGGCACUGUAUCAGUAUAAAACUUGAAUGUGGGUGUAGAACAGUGUAGACUUUCAGGAUGAUGUGAUCAAUUUGGUGGGCUGAGCAUUUCUUGUGACAUAAGAAUUUCUGGUCUUCAGCCAGGAUGAAAAGGAAACAGCUUCCUAUAGAGGCAUAGUUUCGAGCGGGACAGCACCCAGAGGUGAGAGUGAGUGACUUGUGUGUUUUAGAUGAAAGCUUGUGAAACUAAAACUAGACACUUUAAACACAAACAUGACACAUACCAAACUAACAGUACAGAGGCCAGAGAUCAACAUUGACAGUCAGCUUCUGGAGAAACAUUUAACAAAUCACAACUCUGAUUACAGGCUUUGGUACUUUGGACUAUUCAAUCGAAUCACCAAGCUCACCAGAUAUUUCUGAAAUUAUGUCAGGUGUUCACAAUACCAUAUUUUCCUGCAUGGGAAGUAACAUCACAACAAACCUACAAAUUCUGAACUGACAUUUCUCUUGAACUGACAUUUCUCUUUUCUCUUCUUUCUCUAAACUUCCUCUAUUUCUCUCUGCCUUUUUCUCCUUAUCUUUCUCUUGGGAGAACUUUAAUAAUGUUUGUCUGCAGCUGUGUGGUAUAUUUGUCUUGUGAUCUUGCAUCCUCUCUGCCCCUUACCCAGACUCAUAUGUAACCUAUAGCAAUUAGUUUCAAGUGAAAGUAUUCCUUAGUGCUUUCUGAUGUUUGUGUGCAAUACUUCCUCUAACCUUAUGGCGAAUCUGAUGUAAGAGGAACCACUACUAAAGAACAAAACAUUCAAAAACAACCACAAUAAAAUCUGUUGUGAAAAAGAAA
Micropterus salmoides (largemouth bass) is the source of this 8554-nucleotide messenger RNA. RefSeq names its product microtubule-associated protein 1B (gene map1b). Gene Ontology annotation, molecular function: actin binding; microtubule binding. Gene Ontology annotation, cellular component: dendrite; microtubule associated complex; neuronal cell body. NCBI's taxonomy places the organism in Eukaryota, Metazoa, Chordata, Actinopteri, Centrarchiformes, Centrarchidae. The record is from RefSeq and is a predicted model, not a curated record. Gene Ontology annotation, biological process: axonogenesis; microtubule cytoskeleton organization; regulation of microtubule depolymerization.